GAAUAACAUUGAGUACUCCCACCAAGUCCACAGCUUAUCAGUCUGAAAAUAAAAUCUACCAUCAACAAUAAACACAUUCAUGUUCUGUAGUGUUGACUGAUAAUAUUGUAGCCAGGUCUCGACAACAAACAUCAAUAAGUUGAGCUGCCACUCUAAAAUGGCUUGUGCUGGUGAUAGACACACUGACGUGCAAUUUGAAGAAGACGGAUUCGGUGUUUUUACUGACAAAACAACCGGAAAAACUUCCCCAGUGAGAAGGUUUACUUGGAAAAAUGCCAAUAAUGUUACUGUUCAGGUUAUAACUUACGGUGCCACGAUAACGUCGAUACGAUUACCAGGGAAGAAUGGCGUAGUAGAUGACAUCGUUAUGGGAUUCGAUAACAUGGAAGGUUAUCUCAACCGUUUGAACCCCUAUUUCGGUGCCACAGUAGGUAGAGUAGCAAAUCGUGUAGGUUACGCCUCUAUAACUAUCAAUAAUGACACCUAUAACGUUUCUGCAAAUUUGGGAAAGCAUCAGUUACACGGUGGGUUUAGAGGAUUCGACAAAAUAAAUUGGAACUACUAUGUAAAUGGUACUAAAGUGGUACUCAGCUAUCUUUCAGUAGAUGGAGAAGAAGGAUAUCCUGGGGAUGUUCUAACAAACGUUUCUUUUGAAUUAAAUAAUGAUAAUGAGUUUCUAAUUGAUUUUAAGGCAACUUGCAGCAAACCAACCUUUAUUAAUUUAACCAACCAUUCAUAUUUCAAUUUAGCUGGACAUGAUAAGGGAGCUGAUGAAUUGUACAAGCACGUUAUUACCAUCAACGCAGACAAUACUACUGAUGUGGAUAAGGAUUCUAUUCCUACGGGUAAACUGCUACGUGUAGAUGAUUCGAUAUUUGAUUUAAGAAUACCUAAAGUUCUUGGAGAUGUAAUCCACAAAAUACCAUCUUACGAUGGAUACGAUCAUAAUUUUUGCGUAAAUAAAGCAUCUGCACAAGAAAAUACGUUUGCUGCUAAAGCAUACCAUCCAGCAAGUGGAAGAACAAUGGAAAUUUAUACCAAUCAACAUGGCGUUCAGUUUUAUACUUCUAAUGGUAUUCCUGAGGAUCCCAAAAAAGCAAAAGGAGAUGUAGUGCCGGAAACAUUGAUAGGGAAAAAUGGUUGCCAUUACUAUAAACACGGCGCUCUAUGUUUUGAAACACAAAACUGGCCCGAUGCUAUUAACCAUGAUAACUUUCCACGAGCUGUGUUGUAUCCUGGAGAAUUAUACCAUCAUACAGCUGUUUAUAAAUUUUUUGUAAAUUGAAUGAAUUUUUAUUGAAUCGUUAAAUAUAGCAUAUUAAAUGAAAAA
Molecule: messenger RNA, 1330 nt
Organism: Diorhabda carinulata
Lineage: Eukaryota; Metazoa; Arthropoda; Insecta; Coleoptera; Chrysomelidae
Product: galactose mutarotase-like
Exons: 5
Coding region: 158-1285 (375 amino acids)
Biological process (GO): beta-D-galactose catabolic process via UDP-galactose, Leloir pathway; glucose metabolic process
Molecular function (GO): carbohydrate binding; aldose 1-epimerase activity
Source: RefSeq, a predicted model, not a curated record